Messenger RNA from Nerophis lumbriciformis (worm pipefish), 1101 nucleotides. Lineage: Eukaryota; Metazoa; Chordata; Actinopteri; Syngnathiformes; Syngnathidae. The record is from RefSeq and is a predicted model, not a curated record.
AUGAGGACGGGCGGCGGAGCGGUAAGAGCCUCGCUGGCUUUCCUUCGCCUCCUUCGGCGCUGUGGCGUCCAGGCAACGGGGAGCGGGGCCUCUGCAGGGCGGACACUGUGGUCGUGUAGGCGCCGGUCCUCGUCUGGACCCCCGUGGAGGCUCCUGUUCUUCGGCUCGGAUCAGUUCGCUGUAGAGUCUCUUAAAGUCCUCGAAGCUGACAGGAGCUCCAAUGAGGGCGUGGUGGCAUCCCUGGAAGUGGUCACGUUGAGCGGCGACGUUCCCGUGUCCAAGUUUGGUGAACAGAAGUGCCUUCCGGUCCACAGAUGGCCGCUGGGCGGCGUAGACGGGCGCUUUGACGUGUGCGUGGUGGUGUCGUUUGGGUGUUUGCUCCAAGAGAGACUCAUCGCCAAGUUCCCGCAUGGGGUUUUAAACGUCCAUCCUAGCCUCCUGCCGAGGUGGCGUGGCCCGGCGCCGGUUUUCCACACUAUCCUGAGCAGAGACGCUGUGACGGGCGUCACCAUCAUGCAGAUCCGCCCACACAGGUUCGACGUGGGUACCAUCCUGAGCCAGGAACUCUAUCAAGUCCAGGAGAGGUGCACGGCUGAAGAGCUCGGCAACGUCCUCGCCGUCAAAGGAGCUCAGCUGCUCAUGGACACGCUGAGGACGCUCCCGCAGAUGAUGGCCGACAAGCGAGAGCAGAGCCAGACGGGCGCCGCCUACGCGCCCAAAAUCAGCUGGUCUAUGAGCUGGGUGGAGUGGGAGGAGCAGACGUGCGAGCAAAUCGACCACUUGUAUCGGGCAAUCGGAUCGAAGAUCCCUCUGAGAACCACGUGGAUGGGACGCACCGUCAAACUGCUGGACUUCGUGGGAAAGUGUCACAUCUCCUUAGCAGAUCCCAGCGGGAAGUCCACGCCCGCCUCGGUGAGCUUCCAGAAAGAGUCCAACGUCCUCGCCGUUUGGAUUCUUGGCACCACACUUCUUGUUCCUCUUGUUAAGGUACAGGAGAAGAAGAAGACGGCACAGAGGCAGGAGUUGUUGAAGGUGCGUGUUAAGCAAGAUGCAGAAGUUCAGGGAGGGCAAGGCAAGCUCCGAGGUCCGUGGGCAGGGUAG